GCGGCGCGAGGAUGAGCGGGCGGCGGGUGGACGCCAAAGUGGUGCUGCUGGGCCAGGAGGGCGUGGGCAAGAGCAGCCUGGUGGAGCGCUGCGUGCACCGCCGCUUCCGCGCCGGGCCCUAUCAGAACACGAUCGGGGCUGCGUUCGUGGCGAAGGUGCUGUCUGUGGGGGAGCAGACGGUGACACUGGGGAUCUGGGACACAGCGGGCUCCGAGCGCUACGAGGCCAUGAGCCGCAUCUACUAUCGUGGGGCGCGAGCUGCCGUCGUCUGCUACGACCUCACCAACAGCAGCAGCUUCCAGCGCGCCAAGUUCUGGGUGAACGAGCUGCAGAACUGCGAGGAGGGCUGCCGGAUCUACCUGUGUGGCACCAAGAGUGACUUGCUGGAGGAGGACCGGAGGAAGCGAGACGUUGACUUCCACGACGUGCAGGACUAUGCCGAUGAGGUCAAGGCAGAGCUGUUUGAGACCUCCAGCAAGACAGGACAGAACGUGGAUGAGCUGUUCCAGAAGGUGGCUGAGGACUACGUCCACUUCACUGCUUUCCAGGAGAUGACAGAGGAGAAAGGUGUUGACCUGGGCCAGAAAAGCAGUUCCUACCUGUACAGCUGCUGCCACCACUGAGAUCUUCAGCCAAAAGGGAACUGCUGGUGCGGGCUGCCUGCCCGCCGCUCUUUGGACUCCGUCUGUUUUUUACCUGCUGUAUUUUAGCUGUGUGAGAAGCUGUGUGCAAGGGAAGCGCAGCCCCACAGAUCACUCUGCUCCCUGGCCUCGGUGUAUGGAGCUGCGCGGUGCUGGGAGCCGCAGGUGCCCACCGAGGUGCCCCUGCUGCCUGUUGGCAGAGACCCAGCAGCAUCCAUAACUUAUUUUCUUGGAGAUGUCGCCCGGUUCUUUGCGGAUUAUUUAAGCGUCUUCUAUCACGGUGUACAAUGUAAAUAAAAUGCAUUGUGGUCUGA
Molecule: messenger RNA, 955 nt
Organism: Centrocercus urophasianus (Greater sage-grouse)
Lineage: Eukaryota; Metazoa; Chordata; Aves; Galliformes; Phasianidae
Gene: RAB24
Product: RAB24, member RAS oncogene family
Exons: 8
Coding region: 12-623 (203 amino acids)
Molecular function (GO): GTPase activity; GTP binding
Source: RefSeq, a predicted model, not a curated record